UCCAGUAUGUGUCCACGCGCCAAGCACCGCACCGCCUCACGCCACACCACGUUACGCCAUGCCAUGCGUACACAAUCCUUUUCAAUGUUUUGUUGUGGUGUGUGACCACCAGCCAAAGAAGCAACGUGUAGUGCGGUCGUUUUCCCGUGGAGUUUCACCAGCAACCUGCAUUUUUUGGCAUAAGUAAAGCAGUGUAAUCUCUUGGGACAACUGUGACAGCCACACAACGCAAACAACAGCCUUGUACAACGGCCAGGGCGAGACUCGGGCGGUGAUGAGAAAGUCAGGGGAUGAGUGAGUCCCUGUGGUGACCAGGGUACGUCAACGCCUCACACACCGCUGGGUUGUCACGUUGUGUCCCAGCGGGUGCCACACAUACGAACGUUCAUCAACUGCAGCAGAAAACACGAAAUACAAACACAAUGUGGACUUCUCGAUGCUGGAAUACCAUCACAGUAGGAGCGUCACGUUCUCCCACAAUAACUGCCGCAGUCUUCAUCCAGUGGCGCCUCUCGCAUUGCCUUAGCUUGCUCCUCCUGACGCUGCUUGCUGGGGAGAUGGUGACCCCUGUUCACGGAGGCUUGGCAGACUUUUCUGCUCCGGGGAUCAUCCAGUACGGCACCUGCGCCCAACCCAAGGAACACGUGUCUUUCCGCUUCGAUGAGUUUGAUGGAUUGUGGUACCAGGUGGAGAUGGUGGCUAACAAUUACAUGGAGGCGAAGAAAUGCAUCACACUGGACUUCAGAUGGAAUGGCGUGGAGUAUAACGUGACAACGCUUGGGCUGGACGAAUACAAUGAGAUGGUGAGUCAGGACGCCACCAUCACCCUCGUGGAGCCUGAGAACCCCGCCUCCAUGAAGCCCUACCUGCAGAUCUGGGCGCCUGGAGUGCCGCCUGUGCCCUAUCACGUGGUCAAGACAAAUUAUCGCCACUUCGCCUGCGUGUACUCCUGUUACGAGCUCUUCUCCCUCAUGUUCGAGGUGUUCUCUGUUCUGAGCCGAGGCCCCGAGAUUGACAACGCUUACCUCGCCGAAUGCCACAGAGCCUUCGACGCCCUGGAACUCGACCUCACACGCCUGGAGCCCGUGCAGCAAACAGGGGUCUGCAAUGCGGUGGAUCUGGAAGGCUCUGGUGGAGGGCCAGAGCAACAGGACGAGAAAGAGGAGGAGGAGGAGGAGAAUGCAUUAGCGGCGUUGACAAGCGAGGAAGUGAACCAGCACCAGCCUCCAAAUCGUGCCUCAACGCCGCGCUCAGAACUGGUGACGGGAGAGGAAGAAACGAUGAUAGAGGAGUUGGAGGACUUACUGGAGGAGAUACAAGGAGGAGGAGGAGGAAGAGGAGAAGCGUUAGCCUCCUUCCAACCUAGAAAUGGUUCAGUUGGAGACUCGACACGGGAUCUAAAUGAAGAGUCUGAGGUUGGUUCCGUCAAGCACCCAACCUCUCAUCACACACCAGACAAAGGGCGGCGUAGGAGGCCGGCAGAGGGAGAACAGCAGAGGAGGAAAGGACAGGUCAGUGAAGGAGUAAAGGACGACAGCCUUGAACUCUACAUCGACGAUCCUUCUCUUGACGUGAUCUACCACGAGACAGCCAACGGACGAGGUGGAGGAGACACAGAAGGUGAACAUGAUGAAAAAGGCGAAGGACUGGCCGUCAUGACACGCGGGAGUGAAUCUCAGGGGAGUGGUGGGGACGGCAGUGUCCCUGCUUCCGCCCCCUUACUCCUCCUGGCCCUUCUCGGUCUCGUAUUGUGGCCUCGUGUCUCCUUCAGACCCUAGCGAGACACAACACUGCAUGAGCUGCUGCCUCGCGCUUACAAGAGUGAGUCCAGGAGCCCCGUGACGUGAGGAGAAAUAUUAAAAAAAGCUCCACGCACUGCGUCCAUCACAAGGGCUGUCAAGCAGGCAAGGGUGUGUGUACUAAUACAGCGAACUUAGGAGGCUUUAAGUGAGUGUCGGACUUUAUAUUUAUCUUGAGACUGUCAAGUCCAUGUGAGUGUGAGAAAAGAAUCGGAACACCACGAGUGACUGCGGCAUGUAGAUUUUUGGAGGGGGAAAAAGACCUCACUAUGAGUAAAAUUUGUGAAAGUUAAGUAAGGAGACUGGAAGUUGAAUCAUAUACUUUCCAAAUGUAACACAAAUUUGUUAUGACAGAAAGAGAACAUAGGCAAAAGAAUGAAAUUGAAGAUUAUACAUGGUUGGCACUCACGAAGUGGCCAUCAUGACCGGCGGACAGCAAUCAGUGCUGACAUUAGUCAUGAAUUAUACACCCCCCCACACACACACAAUCACACACACACACACACACACACACACACACACACACACACACACACACACACGAGUGAGAACUGAGGGACGUUGCAUCAGAUUCGAUAUGAAGAUAUUCCAAAGUAGUAAAAAUAGAAAGACGACUGGACAUUAUCAAGGCGCUGGACGCUCUGAUGUGGUGGCGAUGGUGGAGAGGUGAAGGAAUAUUAUGGCCGGCCACAUCUGUUAAGUGCUGAGUCAUGAUAGUCUAUCUUUAGCUCUGUAUCUUGUAUAUUAUGUAACAAUAUCUGGUAUUUGCGUAACAGAGUGACAGGUAGACGCAAUACAAGGUGAUGCAAGUACUUCAGGCUAUGCUUACCGUACCAGCAGACCCAAUUACUUCUUGAGGAAGAGUUGCAAUUACUGUUGAUGGAACACAAGGGAGUGUAACACAAAAUUACACUUGUAAGAAAAAAAAAUAGGAGUAAUCAAAACUUGAGGAGUAAAUUAUCAUCAAAAUCUCAUCUUUCCGGGUAGCAUGGGAGGUCCGGAUCGUGUCUGCGUGACGGACCCAAAAGACUCCAUCACGACCACUGCCAGGCAAACGACCAGGCUCAAGACUAAAAUAUAAAAUAAGAAAUAAAUUAUGAAAACAAGUAAAAUUAAAAUGAGAUAGAUAAGUACGAAAUAGUGAGCCUUAAGGAAAUGAGGAGGAGGAGGAGGAGACGGUUACAUAAUUAAUGAUAUCAUGAUUCGGAGGAAGCGGAGGCGGUGGCGUAGUGGAUAGGGUGGUGAGCGUGGGAUCGGGCAGACGUCCACGGGUAGGUUCGAAUCCCACCACGUACAGCAGUAAACACUAUACCAUUUGUCCAGUGGUUUAAAGUUACCUACAUGUCACCAUGAUGCCCAGGUUCUAGGUGGUUACACCCAAGAUGAGCUUCGGGGGUGAUAUGGGCCCUAAUAUGGAUACCACUUUAAAUAAAAUUGCCUGCGCCAAUAAUGGGCGGAAGCUAAACAGCGCUUCCCGUACACUCUUCAAGUGUGUCUACAGGCGCUAUAAGCCUUGACAUGAAAAAAAAAAACACCACCACCACCACUACCACCACCACCACCAUAAGCAUCACUAGCGCCGCCUUGCCUUCACCACAGCACCACCGGCACCUACACGUUCAUUAGCCGGGCUAAGUGUUGUGGCAGGUAAACCACAGCAGCAACAGGCACCUCAACAUCGCCACCUCCACUCCCGCUAUCCUAAACCUCCCUCUCUCCUCCCACUCACUAGUGAUGAGAAUUUCCUUCACCUUCACCUUCUCCUUUAGCAUCUCCCUCUCCUCUCCCUGGUGUAAUGCAGGGAGCGCCGCGCCUCCCGUUACACCCAACGCUGCUUAACUUCUAAUUUCCUCGCCGAGAUUGCCUGUGUGAAGAGUUAUUUUCCUCGGCCAUUCUCGGCUUGAUGACGCGCAGAAUCCGAACUGUGAGACGCGAGGGUAAGGGGAUGGUGUGUGUGUGUGUGUGUGUGUGUGUGUGAGAGAGAGAGAGAGAGAGAGAGAGAGAGAGAGAGAGAGAGAGAGAGAGAGAGAGAGAGAGAGAGAGAGAGAGAGAGAGAGAGAAUAAAAAGAAAGAUAGAAAAAGAAAGAAGGAAAAAAGUAAGUAAAAAUGUAAGGUGCGUGAUAGGUGUGUGAGGAAGACAACUAUUAACUACACCGUAACGUUCUUUUUUUUUUACACGUUGAUGCAAAAGAAAAAGAAAAACAUAGAGAACGAGGCACCGUUUUAAUUGCCGAAGCCAAGAAGACAGACAUAACCCACGCUCAGGAAACUUUUUAAACGUUGGAGCGGAAAGAAGAGAAGAAAGUCGCUUUAAUUACCAACACUGGAAAGGAUAAGCUUGACAGAGUGCAUAUUUCUGUACUAUGAGAAGCGCUAAUUUGCCAGGUAAAAGCUAGGGAAUAUGAGCAGAAUCUCCAUAACCACAAAACGAAGAAAAGGGAAAAGAUAUGAGCUGAAUGUCCGAAGCCAUAUAAAAAGUGGCCUUAUAACGUCGGAAAGAGGGAAUAAAAAGACGAACAAGUGGUUGAGUGGUGUGAAAUGUGAGAUAACAACGCAUCGAGCUCCACGCAGACCAUCAUAAUCAAAAGGGUGCUCAUGAACGCGGCAUUCUUUUGUGCGCGACUGUGUCUGUAACGGAACGAAUGUGCGGCAGAGAUUGUGUGUUUAAGGCUUCUUUGUUCCUCCAUUCACGUUGGUUAGAAUUAUAACGGCCACAUGAAUUACUCUAAUGAUUUUAUACUAAUUAACGAGACGCAGGUAACGAAUCGUGCCUCAUCACAUAUACGUAUUUAUUGUUACACAUAAUGAACAAACUAAUUAUACCAUUAUGUAAAAAGAAUCAUAUUAAAACGAUAAAAAAAACAA
Portunus trituberculatus (swimming crab) is the source of this 4664-nucleotide messenger RNA. RefSeq lists its product as uncharacterized. Lineage: Eukaryota; Metazoa; Arthropoda; Malacostraca; Decapoda; Portunidae. Bases 423 to 1778 code for a protein of 451 amino acids. The record is from RefSeq and is a predicted model, not a curated record. The transcript has 6 exons.